UCUAUGUGACAUGUCCAGGUGCUGGUGGUCUUGUUUUUGGCUCAUGUUGAGUUACUGUGUGGUUGUGUACAGCUGAAAGUGUUUGCCAAGUUCAGUUGACCAAUAAUAUUGUGCCAACAGUGCAGACACCCUCUCUGAAGCAUGUAAAAGAAAGCAGCGCGUCACCUCUCUCCUUCAGGGUCUUGAUCCCAUCCAGCGGUGCAGAUCAACUCCAGCCAACAUACGACCCCUCAUCCUGCUCCUGUGACACAGAGACGCCAACAUGCUCUCGCUCCUCUUGUUGUUUGGUCUGGCUCUGGGUGCUGUGUCUUCUCCUGAUGUGAAGCUACAGCGUGGCAACUGUCCCAUGUUCUGGUACAGCUUCAACGGCCGCUGCUACAAGUACAUUGCCACAGACAUGACCUGGGCUGAUGCAGAGUUCCACUGUUUGUCAGAGGGAGCCAACCUGGUGUCCAUCCACAGUCUGGAUGAACAGAAUUUUGUCAGAUCCCUGAUCCAGAACUUUGACCCUUCACAGGGAAGAACCUGGUAUGGCCUCAGUGACAUUCACAAAGAAGGCAACUGGAUGUGGUCUGACGGUUGCCCAGUGGGCUUUGUCUUUUGGUAUUCGGGACAGCCAGAUGGUGCAUCAGGUCAAAACUGUGUUCAAACCAACGUUUUUGGAUCAGCAUGGAAUGACAAUCCUUGCUCUCUCCCCUCUCCCUUUGUUUGUGCAACACGUAUAAUCUGUCCUUAGCAACUGAGGUAUUACAUGUGAGACUGAACCUGGUCACUGUUCACCUGUUGUUCUGCUGACAUGCAUGAGGCCUUCACAUUAAAGAUGGAAAUGUACACCUA
This is a messenger RNA of Epinephelus moara (kelp grouper), 837 nucleotides long. Its product is annotated as galactose-specific lectin nattectin-like. NCBI's taxonomy places the organism in Eukaryota, Metazoa, Chordata, Actinopteri, Perciformes, Serranidae. The transcript has a single exon. The record is from RefSeq and is a predicted model, not a curated record. Bases 263 to 736 code for a protein of 157 amino acids.